Molecule: messenger RNA, 1068 nt
Organism: Knipowitschia caucasica
Lineage: Eukaryota; Metazoa; Chordata; Actinopteri; Gobiiformes; Gobiidae
Source: the annotation of a GenBank genome assembly
AUGGCAGCGAACAGCGUUGAGGAGCUGUUGGCUAAAGCUGAGCAAGACGAAGCGGAAAAACUCAAAAGCAUCACCGUUCAGAAGGAUUUGGAUCUGGAAUAUGAUCUAGGGAACCUGCUGGCAAUUGACUCGAACCGCGUCGAACUCCGUCAGCAAAACAGAGAUGAGUUUUUGAAAGCCUUGGCACGGGAUAACACGCAGCUGCUAAUAAAUGAGAUAUGGAAACUUCCCACAGAAAGGGUGGAAGAGGCGAUUGUAGCUAAACUUCCAGAUCCGGCGACUUCUUUACCGCGAGAAAAGCCUCCACCGAAGGCAAAACCACCGACCAAAUGGGAGCAGUUCGCCCAGCUGAAGGGAAUACAGAAGAAAAAGAAGACUAAUCUUGUUUGGGACGAGAAGUCUAAGGAAUGGAAGAGGCGAUGGGGCUAUAAACGAGCCAACGAUGACACUAAAGACUGGAUGAUCGAGGUGCCAGACCGGGCUGACCCCAACGAGGACCAGUUUGCGAAACGUGUUAAGGCCAAAAAGGAGCGUGUGGCCAAAAACGAAUUGAACAGGCUGAGAAACAUCGCCAGAUCCCAAAAUAUCCAGAUCCCCACGUCUGGACUGAUCCCCAAAGCCCGUCAGUCCAAAGACGAACUGUCCCUCGCUGCAAGUGUGGCCAAAACAUCCACAGCCUCCGCGGGCAGGUUCCAGGACCGGCUGCCCAAGGAGAAGCCCUCCAAGAGGAAAGGGCAGAAGAGGAAGUUUGAGCCUGUUAUUGGGGACUUUUCACACGAGAGACAGAAACAGCUGGAUCUCCUUCAAGUUAUGGGCAACAAGAAGCCCAAGAUGGAUGUGGGUAGAGCUGUGAGUAAGCAGAUUAAAGAGGAGGACAGAGAAGCUGCUGCUGAAAAGUAUAAAAGAGGGCCUGGGAAGAAGGGCCGUAGAGGAAACAUGCCUGGAAAGGGCAGAGGACCAGGGGGCAAGGGGGGCAAAGGGGGCAAAAGUGGUGGCAAGGGGAAAAUGGGUAAAGGUGGAGGAGGAGGUGGUGGCGGCAAGAGGAAAGGAAAACCUGGAAAGAAGUAA